AUGGAUCCUAAGAUUUUCCUAGCAGAAAAUGUGCUCAAUGAGCGGCGCAAUGUGACGUAUCGCUCCUUGAGCCGCGCUCUCAAAGUCCAUGCCAACCGCGCCAAACAGGUGCUCUAUGAAUUCCAUCGAAAUGAGAACGCAAAGAAACCGCAAAGUGUCCAUGCAACCUACGUCAUUUCUGGUGUUCAGAGCCCACAACCUGUGACUGCAACGGGCCCUGCGAACGAUGAAGAUGAGGUUAUGCAAAGUAGUCCUUACAUGCCGAGCUCCAUGCCGAAUCAGGAAUCAACCUCCGGAACCACGCGCAUCACAUCUGUCAUACUUGUCCGUGAGGAAGAUUUGAAUGAUGCGAAGACCACUUUCCGAUCGAUAUCGUCAAUUCAUGUCUACAGUAUUCAAUCCACGGUGCUUCAAGACCUGAAUGUGUUGAUAGAUGUGGCUCGGGAAGUUGCGACUGCUAGUGUACAGGAUGACCCACUGGAUUGUGGAAUGAAAUGGGGCAUGAUACAAAACCGUAACGUCAAGCGGAGAACCGGAGCGCGCCCACCACCAUCUGCACCAGCACCUAAGGCUGAGGCACCAGCGGCCAAGGUCAAGCUCGAACCAACCGUACCCGCCAAGCGACCACUGCAGAGUGAACCCUCCAUCAAAUCGGAAUCCACGGCGGAAGAAUCCAAGCCCCAACCUUCCUCGAACAAUAAUUCCCAAUCGUCUGUCAAAUCUACGGCCUCGGCUCCUAAGAAGGGUAGCCUCUUUAGCUCUUUCGCGAAAGCAAAGCCGAAGAAACCUACAGCACCCGCAGAGCCGGCCGCUAGUGUUACACCAGAUAGUGGGUCAGAAAUUCUGCAACACAAAGUUCCUAGCUUACAUUUUACAGUUGCCCUUGACGAUGCUUCAGAUGAAGAGCAGGAAGAGCUAUUCCCUGAUAGUGGUGACAAAGCCGAUAAAUCGGCUGCUGCGAUCCGCGAAAGCAAGAAAGAACGCGAGGAAAAGCUGAAACAGAUGAUGGAAACCGAUGAUGCCGAUGAUGAAGAGAUGCCGGAUGCCGAUGACGAACCGGAACCGGAACGAGAGCAGACACCCGAAGAGCAACUCCCGCCGUCCAAGCCUACGGAGCUAAAGGAAGAGGUCACAGUACGAGGGGGACGUCGGCGAGGCAAGCGACAAGUUAUGAAAAAACGCACGCUUAAAGACGAAGAGGGUUAUCUAGUGACUCGGGAAGAAGCGACCUGGGAAUCAUUCUCUGAGGAUGAGCCGGUGCCGAAGAAGAAACCUGCAGUCAAUGUGCCCAAAGCAAAGGGGGCUAAGCCAGGACAGGGAAACAUUAUGUCCCCAUGGCCUCCCCUCACCUUCCUCCGGAUCCCCAGCCCCGGAGAACUUGACAACAGAAACUCGCCUGUCAUGCCUAUUUCAACUUUCCUGACGGCCGGCCUUCUUGCCCUCCAGGUACAUGCCUUACCUGGUCGGGACACCCCUGCGAUACUUCGUCGCGCGUGUCCCGAUUACACGACCUAUGCCUCGACGCAGCAUGGUCCUUACAGUGGUGGUCCUCUGAAUCUCCCAUAUCAGCGCCCCGCAGAAGCCUGUCGCACUUUCUCGUCCGAUUCGGUUGAGAAGGUCAUCGAGGAUGUCACUUCGCGUUUGGUUGAUAAAGACCUCGCACAGAUCUUCCGCAACGCGUACCCGAACACGCUUGACACCACUAUUCGGUGGCACGUAAAUGGCAGCAGCUCCACUACGACUCGUCGAAACCUCGACAAACGAGAUACCUCGGAUUGGAGCGGCCUCCAGACCUUUAUCGUGACGGGCGAUAUCAAUGCGGAGUGGCUGCGUGACUCAACCAAUCAGGUCACCAAUUACCAGAAGCUAGCAGCGACGGACAAGGGUCUAUACGAUUUGAUUCUUGGCGCAAUUCGUACACAAGCCGAAUUUGUGAUUCGAUCGCCUUUCUGCGAAGCAUUCCAGGCACCUUCCGUAAGUGGCAUUGCGCCUGAGAACAACACCGAGGUCGACACCGUUCACCCGGGGUAUGACAAAUCGUUUGUCUAUGAGUGCAAGUACGAGCUUGAUUCCCUCGCUCACUUCCUUAAGAUGGGGAGAGAGUUUCAUGAGAAUACCGGUUCGACCGAGUUCUUGACGGAUCGAUGGUUCAAGGCGUUGCAGACUGUUCUCAGCGUGAUCGACGCGGAGUCUAAGCCAACCUUUAACUCGGACAACCAAUUUGUUCAGAACCAGUAUACCUUCCAGAGACUGACUACUCUUGGAACCGAGACACUGACCUUGUCGGGUGUCGGCAACCCGCUCAACAGUGGAACUGGCCUUAUUCGCAGCGCUUUCCGGCCUAGUGAUGAUGCUACCAUUCUUGGAUACUUCAUUCCUCCGAAUGCUAUGAUGUCUGUUGAGCUGCAAGGUAUUGCAAAGGUUCUUCAAGCAGCCGGAGGUCAUGACAGUUUAGCCUCUGAGCUACAAGACCGAGGCGAGAAGCUUGCAGCAGCAGUCCGCGAACACGGCAUUGUCACCAAUGGCAAAUAUGGCGAGGUUUACGCUUUCGAGGUUGAUGGCUAUGGAUCGCGGAUUAUCAUGGACGAUGCCAAUGUUCCAUCUUUGCUCUCUUUGCCAUACCUAGGCUUCUUGAACCAGACCGACGAAGUCUACCAAAAUACUCGCAAAAUGAUUACCGAUAAGCUCGGCAACCCGUACUACCUGGAAGGUCCUGCUUUCCAUGGUAUCGGCGGUCCCCACAUUGGACUUACAAAUGCCUGGCCCAUGUCUUUGCUCAUUCAGGCCCAAACCUCUGACAACGAUACUGAGAUCAUGGAGUGCAUCAACCUCGUUCGCAAUUCGAGCUUGCUUGGCCUCAUCCACGAGUCGAUAAAUGUUACUAACAUUAAGGAUUACACUCGGCCUUGGUUCUCAUGGGCUAACUCCGUGUUUGGACAGACUAUUCUUAAGGUUGCUGCCGAGAGGCCUUAUUUGAUCUUUGGCGAGGGCGCAGAGCCCUACAUCGUUUCUUAG
Molecule: messenger RNA, 3015 nt
Organism: Penicillium verhagenii
Lineage: Eukaryota; Fungi; Ascomycota; Eurotiomycetes; Eurotiales; Aspergillaceae
Product: Six-hairpin glycosidase
Exons: 11
Coding region: 1-3015 (1004 amino acids)
Biological process (GO): carbohydrate metabolic process; DNA replication
Cellular component (GO): nucleus; delta DNA polymerase complex
Source: RefSeq, a predicted model, not a curated record